Molecule: messenger RNA, 1276 nt
Organism: Ipomoea nil (Japanese morning glory)
Lineage: Eukaryota; Viridiplantae; Streptophyta; Magnoliopsida; Solanales; Convolvulaceae
Exons: 3
Coding region: 119-1276 (385 amino acids)
Source: RefSeq, a predicted model, not a curated record
CCCGUCUUGUGGCCAAAGGCUUUAACCAAGUGGCCGGGGAGGAUUUUUUCGACACUUUUAGCCCAGUGGUGAAACCCACAACGCCUUUCUAAAUGGCCACUUGGCUGAGACUGUAUACAUGAAGCAGCCACCAGAGUAUGAAGACCCGACUCACCCUGGCCAUGUUUGCCACUUGCAACGCUCGCUCUAUGGCCUUAAACAGGCACCCAGGGCGUGGUUCAAGCGGCUUCACGAUUUCUUAAUAUCUGCAGGUUUUUCAUCGUCCAAAACAUAUGUGUCCCUCUUCUACACCACUUCUGGCGCCUCAAAAGUUUAUCUACUAGUCUAUGUAGAUGAUAUCAUUGUAAUGGGGCACGAUGCAAGAGCUGUAGAUACUCUGCUGACUCGUCUGGCAACUACCUUUAAAAUUCGGGACCUAGGCAAGCCGAGUUUCUUCUUGGGCAUCGAGACAGUUGAUAUUGAAGGUGGUAUAGUUCUAUCUCAGCGGCGUUACAUGACAGAUCUCCUCGGACGUGCUCGGAUGUCUGAUUGCAAGCCACUCACUACUCCAGCUGCCGUCACUAAACCAGUUACCGCGUCAGAUGAACCAUUCGACAAUCCCACACAGUAUCGUCAGAUAGUAGGGGCGCUUCAGUAUCUGACUAUCACACGUCCAGACCUCUCCUUCUCAGUCAACCGAUUGUGUCAGUUCAUGCAUGCACCGACUAUGGAUCAUUGGGCCUUGGCUAAGCGUGUAUCGCGCUAUAUCAAGGGUACUCUUGCGUAUGGAUUGCGAAUCUCGGCUUCACCGACUACUACUAUACAUGCCUACUCGGAUUCUGACUGGGCCGGCUGUCCUACAGACAGGAAGAGCACUAGUGGUUACGCGGUGUUUCUUGGGGAUAAUCUCAUCUCUUGGCAGUCCAGGAAGCAACGCACCGUAGCUCGCUCGUCUACCGAAGCUGAAUAUAAAGCCUUAGCCGACGUUGCGGCUGAGGUAACCUGGGUUGUGUCUUUGCUUCGUGAGCUAGGUCUGCAUGACAGGCAACCUUCCAGCAUUUGGUGUGACAACUUGGGUGCCACGUAUCUUUGUGCCAAUCCAGUUUUCCACGCACGGACGAAGCAUGUUGAGAUCGACUAUCACUUUGUCCGGGACAAGGUUGCAACCGGGGAAUUCAUUGUCAACUAUGUUUCAACUAAGGAUCAGCUCGCAGAUGUCUUCACCAAACCGCUACCAGGACUUUGCGUUUUACAGCGCUACGGUUCAAGCUCAAUGUGGCUAUUAGAUAGGAGAUAA